Molecule: messenger RNA, 2809 nt
Organism: Neocloeon triangulifer
Lineage: Eukaryota; Metazoa; Arthropoda; Insecta; Ephemeroptera; Baetidae
Product: acetyl-coenzyme A transporter 1
Exons: 9
Coding region: 275-1831 (518 amino acids)
Cellular component (GO): membrane
Molecular function (GO): acetyl-CoA transmembrane transporter activity
Source: RefSeq, a predicted model, not a curated record
CCGACUCGCCCCCUUUUAUUUUCAUUUGCGAAUGGAAAGCCGGAUAUUGAGCAAAGCAAAGUAAGAAUUUUUGCAUAGAUGAGGGGCAUUGAAGAUAUAAUUUUAUCAGGAAAUUCUAUUUAUACACUCUUGAAUCUCAUCAUAGCAUUAUCUUCUUUUAGCUGUUUUUCCUCCAAUAGUGCGAAAUCUCACAAUAGUUCUGCAAUUUUUGAGAGAUUGGGCCUCAAGUGCGCUGCUUGAAAAACAGGAGAAAGACAGGCAGCAGGACGUGGAGAUGGGCACCCGUCGCCGUGGCCGAGGAGAGGACCAUCAAAGCCUCUCCUCGGAGCCUCUGCUGCCCCCUGACAAGAGGGAUUCACCAGAAGAAGAAGCCCGCAGCGAUACUAGCAACAUAGCACUCCUCUUCCUGCUCUACCUUCUUCAGGGCAUUCCACUUGGUCUCACUGCAGCGGUGCCCAUGAUUCUCUUAAACAGAGGUGCCAGCUACAAGCAGCAGGCCGAAUUCAGCUUCGUCUACUGGCCGUUCAGUCUGAAGCUCUUGUGGGCACCGAUUGUGGACUCGUGUUUUGCCGCCCGCUUUGGACGCCGAAAGACGUGGCUUAUUCCAACUCAGUACCUUCUUGGGCUUUUUAUGCUCAUACUUUCUACCUGUGUUGAUUCACUUUUAGGCGAGGGAACUCCCAACGUGCCACUGUUGACUGUUAUAUUUUUCUGUCUCAAUUUUCUAGCCGCUACACAAGACAUUGCAGUUGAUGGAUGGGCACUCACUAUGUUAAAAAGAUCAAACGUAGGCCAUGCUUCAACUUGCAAUAGUGUUGGUCAAACGGCAGGAUACUUUCUGGGCUAUGUCCUGUUCAUGGCACUAGAGUCUGCUGAUUUUUGCAACACUUAUUUAAGAUCAGUGCCUGAACCAGAGGGUAUUUUUACCCUAGCAGGUUUUCUCUAUUUCUGGGGCAUUGUAUUCUUGGUAACAACUACGUUGGUUGGCUUUUUCAAGUCUGAAAAGAAGCGUGACGAUGAAGAGGAACACGAUUUAGGUGUUGGAGAGUCUUAUCAAUUGCUCUGGACCAUUUUAAAACUCCCAAGCAUAAAGACAAUCAUCUGCGUACUUUUGACAUGCAGAGUUGGUUUCGCUGCAUGUGAUGCAGUCACUGGACUUAAGCUGGUCGAGAGAGGGGUUCCGAAGGAAAAAUUAGCUUUGAUAGCUGUACCCCUGGUGCCGUUACAAAUUAUUUUACCCCUGGUGAUAAGCAAAUAUACUGCAGGCCCUCGGCCAAUGGAUGUUUACGUUAAAGCUAUACCCUAUAGGUUGUUCAUGGGCCUCGUAGCAGCAUUGAUGGUGUGGGUCACACCGUACUUUACCUCCGAUGGUUCUCCGCCAUUUAUUUAUUACGUUGGUGUAGUCCUGGUGUAUGCAGUUCACCAGGUAUCAGUUUACAGCAUGUUUGUGGCUGUGAUGGCAUUCUUUGCGCAAGUCAGUGACCCUGCCGUAGGAGGCACUUACAUGACUCUGCUCAACACAGUCGCUAACCUUGGUGGUAAUUGGCCAUCCACCUUGGCACUUUGGGGUGUUGACUCGCUUACUUGGCGUACAUGUGAAGGAGGCACCCUCAACGGUGACAGCUGUGUCGGCAAUGAGCUUAAAAAGCUCUGCACUGACGCUGGUGGUGUUUGCAAUACCGAAGUUGACGGAUACUAUGUGGAAAGCUUUUUCUGUGUUAUUUUAGGCCUACUUUGGCUUACCUGUUGGGGAAAACGAACCAUCCGACGCGUCCAGGGACUUGGUGAUCAAGCAUGGCAAGUCAUACCAAAGAAAACCGCGCAGUCUUAAAUCACAAAAUUGUUUUGCUGGGCAUUUUCUAAUCAUGUACCUCAAAAAUGUAUAACAACUAUGGUGUUCACCUUGGCGCACAAUUUUAAAGUUUUUCUCCUUCAAACGUGAUGUCCCAUAUAUUUUGGAUAAUUGAGUUGAUGUUUUAUUUAUUUACUUAUUUUUUUGGCGCAGAGGAAUACUUGAUUGUGUGCAUUCCUUGCUGUAUAACUGUGACGAACAUAUAUAAUUGAAUUUUUGUACUUGUUGUUCAAUAAAAUGAUUAUUCAAAAAACUUAUGCAAUGAAAUUCAAUAAUCUUCCAUAAUUUUUUUUACCAACAUUAAUGCAAUUCUUUAUUUUGGAGAAAAUGUUACACAGUAACACAAAAAUGUUCUCUUGCAUUGUUCCCUGUUGUAACUCUACAGUCGAAAUACAGAAGCAAUGAGGAACGAUCACGUCACCUACUUUAUUGCAUCCUAAAGUGUUAUUUAAGCUAGUGAUCGGUCCUUCAAUGGCUCUGCAGAUACAAAUUAUAGUGACACAGACACAAAUUAUGUUAACGCAGCUAACGACCAGCGGCAACUGGCUAACAAAACUGGGAGUGAGGGGACAUUAUAGUGAUUUACUUGUACAGGAAUGUCUUGCACUCCACGCUAAAUAACACAUUCGGACUUUUGAAUUAUGUCGUUACAAGAGUCCCAUCGUUCAUAAAACCCACUUACACGACAGAAUAUACACAUAAUAAGCUAUUUAAGUCUUUCAAUGUGUCAUAUCCUAUGUGGCUAUUUUAGGUAACCAUUCAGGAUAUACAAAUCCGCCACUUUCUCCAGUGCAGAGUGAAACAGGCUACAGAUAUCGUGUGAUCAGUCCCAACUAGUUCUGAUUUACACAAUUUUGAUGUUAUAAAAACUAUUACGUGAUUAAUGACUGUAAAUAUUUUUGCAAAUAACACUAAUUCCGCACAAUUCGUGAGCCAUUUGUUAGCUAUCAAUCAAGU